AUGUCUGACUCUGAGGAUCCUCUUGACCAAAUCGACGAAGGUGGUGAUGACCUCUUUGGUGAUGAGGAUGAUGCUGGUUCGCCCGCGCCUCGCAUAGUCGACGACGACGACGACGACGACCUGGCCUCAGACCCGGACGACACAGGUGACCGCCGGCGCUACGACGAUGACGAUAAUCAAGUCCAGCAUGAAACGAAGGAAAAGGUCGUCAUGGCUGUGCAGGCCUACCGCCACAGAAUUCCCAAGCCCAAGGACAAUAUACUCCGCGUCAUGCGCGUCCCAAAAUUCAUCAAGGUCAUGCCCGAGGAAUACGUUGCUGAGAAGUUCGAGCCUACCGCAUUCGAUACCGCCAAUGCCAAGCAAGAGCACCCGGCUCAUGUUGCACGAGUACGCCGAAACGAGAGUACAGGUCUCCUUCACAGCAAUGCCAACGUUUACCGAUGGAAUGACGGAUCUAUAACCAUUGGUAUCGGCGGCGAGCACUUUGAGAUCCAGACCAAGUCUCUGGCACCAGCGCCUGGUCAACCAUACGAUGAACUCAAGGACGGCCACUAUUACGCUGCGGCUGCAGAAUUGAGCAGUAACCUGCUGAUGACAGUUGGACAUGUUGCUGAACAAUUCAAUGUGCGACCGAACAAGGGUGGUGGUGACGAUGCGCUCGCUAUCCUUGCUCAGCGCAUGCAGCAGGCUAGCAAGACUGCUAACGAAGACGACAUGAUUAUCCGCACAACCAGAGACCCAGAACUACAAAAGAAGGAAGCUGAAAUGGCAGAAAAGGAACGCAUGAAGGCACAAAGACGUCGCGAAAAUGCGGCUGCCAAGAUGGAUGGCCUCGGACGAUUCAGCAGAGGCGGUGGCCUCUCGAUUGGCGACCUGGAGGGCGGCAGACGAGGAGCCGGAUCCGGGCGGAAGAGAGGCAUGCCUGGCUCGAAGCCUAAACGCAGAAACCCAGAGUAUGAUUCUGAUGACGAUCUGCCGCAGGGUGUUCGGAGGCAGGAAGACUACGACAUGGAUGAUGGCUUUCUCGUCGGCAGCGACGACGAGGAGAUGGAGAGUGACGCUGAAGAGGAGGAAGAGCUGCUGGAUGACGACGAGGACGAUCAUAGACGUCGCAAGUCGAAGAAGCGUAGAACUCGCCAUUCUGAUGAUGAGGACGCCUCAGGCGACGAGGUAGUGGAAAUGUCCGGGCGAGCCAGACGGCGCAACGUUGUGGACGAUGACGACGAAUGA
Messenger RNA from Akanthomyces muscarius, 1230 nucleotides. RefSeq lists its product as uncharacterized. Lineage: Eukaryota; Fungi; Ascomycota; Sordariomycetes; Hypocreales; Cordycipitaceae. The coding region runs from base 1 to 1230 and encodes 409 amino acids. Gene Ontology annotation, cellular component: Cdc73/Paf1 complex; nucleus. The record is from RefSeq and is a predicted model, not a curated record. The transcript is spliced from 2 exons. Gene Ontology annotation, molecular function: RNA polymerase II C-terminal domain phosphoserine binding. Gene Ontology annotation, biological process: positive regulation of transcription elongation by RNA polymerase II; transcription elongation by RNA polymerase II.